Messenger RNA from Aspergillus nidulans FGSC A4, 2246 nucleotides. RefSeq lists its product as uncharacterized. The transcript has 3 exons. NCBI's taxonomy places the organism in Eukaryota, Fungi, Ascomycota, Eurotiomycetes, Eurotiales, Aspergillaceae. Bases 1 to 2163 code for a protein of 720 amino acids. The record is from RefSeq and is a predicted model, not a curated record.
AUGGGCAUUGUCGUAAGUGAGGAUGCGAAUCGCGGCCGCAACGAACAGCAGAAAAUUGAUGCCAUUGUGGCUGAAAAUGAUUACGGCCUGGUCAUGGUGACACUCGAUCAAAUCUCGGUCUUCCUGGGCUCGUGGUGGACUACGUCGCUUAUUGGUCGGAUACAGGUGAUGCCACUCGAAUGCCAUCAUGAAGAGGUUUCGGGGCUAAUCGAACGGGCUGCUCUUGGGACUUUUGGGUUUUAUUUCGCUGGGAUUCCCGCUUGGGCUAUGUCCACGUGUUUAUCAAUCUGUCGGCAUCAUCCCCUAGAGCGCUUGAUUUCCACUUUUCAAAACUUUUUCCCGAAUGACGACGCGGGCUCGAAGCUUGUGAGGGCUUCAUUUACAAUCCUUCACUCUGCGACCCGAGGGGCCCUUCUCGUCCUCGCAAUGCAAACCUACAUGUACUCACUACUUCAGUCUCUUCAUCUAAUUCCUCCUGCCUCCAUGCCAAGUAUUGGAUCCUUCAUGCCGUUCGGCGAAUUUAGCUCGAUGCUUCUCCCAAGUUUCCCUCCAGACCUUUCUUUGUGCUCCCUGAGCAAUUUUGCUUGGAACUUCUUAAAAACGCCUUCCCUGUUCUACAUUUAUGUCUAUCUGCGGCCAGUGAUUGAAGUCCGACUAUAUAGGCUGAUUCGCAGACGAUUACCCAAGCCUAAGCUAACAGAUGAUCUAUCAAUUAAGGUGGCAUUUGAAAACGAUCUUGUCGAUUGGAUGGUACCUACUCUCGGACGUCGGGCUGCAGAGGAGACACAGCGCAGCAAACUGUCCUUAAUGGAAGAUCUGUCCUAUGAGCUGGGUGCACUUCGGCAAUGGCUGUCCUCUAAGAUACCCUUCAGGUCACGCUGGUCUUCUCUUGUCCAUACAGCCCAAGAGCAAUCCGAGACUCCCCAGCCGCAGGGUCAACCAGCUUAUCGAUCCCUUGAUCCAGAGGAACAGCAUCGUAGGUUGAGAAGUGCCCAGUGGCAUCCUGCCGAUCAAACUAUGUCCACCCAUGGAUCUGACGCACGUUCUACUGGGAGUCACAGCGCGCUAUCAAACGAAGAACUUCAGGCUCCUAAUACAGACAAUAUGGAUCUGUUGAGACGCGCAAGGAACUUGACGCUUUCAACUCGCACAUCAUCUCCAGGUCCAGACACCCACCAGCAUGAAGCUACCACAGUGAACGGAAGCCGAAGGCAGUCACACCCAGAUACACUUCUCUCCAGGUCUCAGUCGCCUGUGUCUUCCCAAUCAUCUCCUCGGGUUCGCGCACAGUUUGUCCAGGAGUCGGAUGUCAUUGCCAUGCAACUGGAGCUGGAAAGCCGUCAGACACAUGACAGGAAUGCUAUUAGAGACAGCGAUGUCGAACUACAAAAUGCCGGUGCAGGACCGGCGGGUAGUCACUCAAUUCCGGAUCUCCUUGAUACGAUUCUAUCUGACCAGGGCGGACACAUAACAACAAUGCUCGACUCCGAAGCUACAUAUAACGCUGUUGAUAUGACUGAUGCGGUACACCCCAGUCAUGGGGAAACCAUAACAGCCACUGCCUCUGGCCACCAACCAAAUGGCGUGCCGACAGGUCAAAACGCCGCUGCCUCCUCUCUUGAGCCGACGGUUUCAGGCCCGACCAAUAACCCAUCGGACGUAGAGGAAUUAGCCGUCGACGCCGAUAACAACCAACUACCCAACCGAGACGACGACGCUGCCGCCGACGCAGACUCCGAAUUUCCUCCACACUUAGCUGAUUCCGCUGCCCGCCAAAACUCAGCUAGCGAUACCGCCGCAACAACAGCCUUCAUCCCAUCCCAUAGAGUAACCAUCCUCUCCUCUCUGCCAGUGGACUCGCUGGCCUCUCAUUUAGCAGCCAUGAUCACCGCGGCCCUUUUCGCGCCCCUCGAGUCAUUUUACCUCCGUUCCCUUGCAAGAUCAUACCUUGCCUAUAAAGGAGCUCCAGCCGUUCUCCGGUCCGAUGUUUAUCCCUUGGGAACUUGGGGUGGUGGACGCUCUCAAUCCCAUACACUCGCCUAUUUGGGUAAACUUACACUCAUGAUGGGGAUCCAGGCUGCCGUAAAUGCUUCCGUUUGGGGAAUUAUCUCGGGGACUGCGAUUAGAAUUGGGAGGAAAUGGUGCGGAUGGGGUGCAUUCUGAAAGGGUUCAUGUACUGAAACGGAACGGCAUGUACGAUACCAGAUGUCGCAUUUGUAAUACUAAUGCACUGUUCUAGUCUGUUU